GAGAUGAGGAACUGUGCAGUGCUUUAUCAGACGGAAACCUGGCUAAAAGACAACAUGCCUGACCCAGCUUUACACAUCGACGCCCUUGGAGGCGGACUAUGCGUCUAUAUCAACAAAGCAUGUCAAUAUACCGACACGGGGAGAUAACAUGCUGGAUCGUGUGUACAACCAAUAAGAGAGACUCCGACCAUAUCUCCAUCAUGCUGGUGCAUGUCUAUCGCCCCCUGCUCAGACACCACGCACCCACACAGAGAACCAUCACCGUGUGGCCCAGUGAUGCUGUCCCCACACUGCAGGACUGUUUCCAGUGCACGGACUGGCAGAUCUUCAGGGAAGCAGCUGUCCAUGACGGAGAGGUAGACUUGGAGGACUACACAGCUGCUGUCCUUGGAUACAUAGAGGUCAGGUCUCUGCUAGAAGCCAGGGAUGCUGCUUUCAGGUCCGGUGAAAGAGUUGCACUCGGAGUGGCGAGGAGAAAGUUGAACGCCGGUGUGAAGAGGGCCACGGCCGCAUACACUCGGAGGAUCCAGGGUCAGUUCUCGUCCAUCCGUGAAAUCCUACGCCCGCUUCGACGAUCCGAACAUCCCAGCACCAGGCUUGCCCCUCCACCAGGAGAAGAGCUGCUCAGUGUGACCACAGCAGAGGUGAGGAGGACCCUCCAAAGGAUCAACCCACGUAAAGCUGCUGGUCCUGACAACAUCCCUGGGCGGCUGCUGAGGGACUGCACACACCAGCUGACGGAGGCACUGACAGACAUCUUCAAUACCUCCCUCCAACAGGCGACAGUCCCCACCUUUCUGAAGACUGCCACAAUCAUCCCUAUUCCCAAACCGUCCACAGUGACAGGCCUGAAUGACUAUCGGCCAGUAGCCCUCACCCUGAUAGUCAUGAAGUGCUUUGAAAGACUGGUCAUGGUCCACAUUAAGGACUCCAUUGACGUCACUGAGGACCCACACAAGUAUGCAUACAGGAACAAAAAAUCCACAGAGGACGCCAUCUCCUCUGUAGUUCACACAACCCUUACCCACUUAGAAGAGAAGGACUCCUAUGUACGCCUGCUCUUUGUGGACUUUACUUCAGCUUUCAACACCAUCAGACUGCAGUCCCUGAUACAGAAGCUCAACAUUCUUGGACUGCGCUCCACCCUCUGCAACUUGGACUUUCUGUCAGUCUGUCUGCCGCAGUCUGUGAGGAUCCAUGGCGUCUCCUCCUCCUCCGUCACGCUCAGCACCGGCUGGAGGGACAGCAGUGGAAGUGAUCUCCAGCUUCAGAUACCUGGGAGUACACAUCUCCAAUGACCUCACCUGGAGAACCAACACUUCCUGCCUGAUCAGGAAAGCACACCAGCGCAUCUACUUCCUGAGGAGACUAAGGUACGCUGGACUGGGGAGCUCAGUCCUAACCUCUUUCUACAGAUGUGUGGUGGAGGGCCUCCUGUCCUCCUGCAUUAUCGUGUGGCACAGCAACUGCUUGGCUGCAGAGAAGAAGGCUCUGCAGAGGGUGGUGAAGGCUGCACAGAGGACCGUGGGACACACUCUCCCCACCACCACGAAUAUCUACACCGCCAGAUGCAGGAAACGGACCCCCUGCAUCAUAAAGGACCCCACCCAACCUGCAAAUGCUCUUUGUCUGCCUCCCCUUAGGAAGUUGGCUACAGAGCAUCAAAAGCAGGGCCACCAGACUGAGGAACAGCUUCUUCCCUGAAGCUGUGAGACUGUUGAACUCCGCUGUA
Cynoglossus semilaevis (tongue sole) is the source of this 1732-nucleotide messenger RNA. RefSeq lists its product as uncharacterized. The record is from RefSeq and is a predicted model, not a curated record. The transcript is spliced from 4 exons. Lineage: Eukaryota; Metazoa; Chordata; Actinopteri; Pleuronectiformes; Cynoglossidae. The coding region runs from base 99 to 1298 and encodes 399 amino acids.